This is a messenger RNA of Thlaspi arvense, 843 nucleotides long. The record is from the annotation of a GenBank genome assembly. Lineage: Eukaryota; Viridiplantae; Streptophyta; Magnoliopsida; Brassicales; Brassicaceae.
AUGGAAAUGGAAUCAUUCAUGGACGACCUUUUGAACUUCUCUGUACCGGAGGAAGAAGAAGACGAUGACGAAGGAGAGGAUGUUCGGUCGCCGAGGAAUAUUACUCGCCGGAAAACCGGAUUACGGCAGACAGAUUCCUUCGGUCUCUUAAAUCCCGACGACCCUGGAGUUGUUGAGGAAGAGGAUUUGGAAUGGAUAUCAAACAAAGAUGCUUUCCCUGUGAUCGAAACAUUCGUCGGCGUAUUACCGUCGGAACAUUUCGGUUUAGCGUCGCCGGAGAGGGUAGCGACUGAAGGAAAACAGCUGAGUCCGGUUUCAGUACUGGAAACGGGUAGCCAUAAUAGCUCUAUAACGAUGACGACAACCUCCAACAGCAGCGGCGGAAGUAAUGGAAGCACGGUGGGGGCAACGGCCGCCGCUAGCACCGCCACGAUGAUGAGCUGCUGCGUAGGGUUAAACGUGCCGGGGAAGGCGAGAAGCAAGCGCCGCCGCACGGGACGGCGCGAUUUGAGAGUUCUGUGGACAGGGAACAACGAGCAAGGAGGAGGAGGACCACAGAAGAGGAAGAUGCCGUCGGUUGCAGUGGCGGUUUCAAUGGGAAGGAAGUGUCAACACUGUGGAGCGGAGAAGACGCCGCAAUGGAGGGCGGGACCGUCGGGACCGAAGACGCUGUGUAAUGCGUGUGGCGUGAGGUACAAGUCAGGUAGGCUUGUUCCGGAGUAUCGCCCGGCUAAUAGCCCGACUUUCUCGGCGGAGUUACAUUCAAAUUCUCACCGGAAGAUUGUAGAGAUGAGGAAGCAGUUUCAGUCCGGUGACGGUGAUGUUCGGAACGAUUGUGGAUAA